AUGUCCACCAUAACUCUACACAUCUCCUUAUUUCUCUACCUCCUCUUCUCCACCACUACCACCACCGCCAAUGCCAUCGGCGACACCGCCAACUCGCCACCUUACAUUCCAAGCAACUACUUUCUCCUCAACUGUGGUUCAUCUUCUACAUCCGAGCAAAACCCUUCUGCCAAUCAAGUCCCCUACAUGGCUGCUCGUAUCUUUCACUCUCAAUUCACCUACACCUUCCCAGUCUCCGCCGGACCAAAAUUCAUUGGUCUCUAUUUCUACCCAGUUAAUUACUCUGACCUGGACAUAGCCAACUCUUUCUUCUCUGUCACCUCCGGUGGAUACACCCUCUUUAGCAACUUCAGUGCCUUUCUCAAUGUCUCUGCCAUGAAACCCGCAGUUGCUUCCCUAAGAAAGGAAUUCAUCGUCAACGUUAGGAACAACCAGAGACUGAACAUAACCUUUUUGCCGUCUCCGAAAUCUCACGCCUUCGUUAAUGGCAUUGAAGUCGUUUUAAUGCCGGAAAAUCUCUACAUUCGCGGCAGUGAUUAUCAAAUCCCACUAGUGAGCCAGAAGCAACAAUUUUUCAUUGAAAACAGCUCUGCUCUUGAGAUUCUCUACCAAUUAAAUGUUGGCGGUAAUGAGGUCUCAAUAACCGAUGAUACCGGAAUGUUUCGUUUAUGGCUUUCGGACGACGAUUACACCUACACAGCUCAUGGGUUUCCACCUCACAGGGAAGUACCAAUCCGAUAUACACAGGAGACACUACCUUACACUGCACCGAAGAUCGUUUACACAACCACAAGGACCAUGGGCAACGACAGUCAAAAGUACAAACUGACAUGGAGAUUUCCUGUUGAUUUUGGGUUUUAUUAUCUUCUCAGACUCUAA
This is a messenger RNA of Ilex paraguariensis (yerba mate), 879 nucleotides long. The record is from the annotation of a GenBank genome assembly. NCBI's taxonomy places the organism in Eukaryota, Viridiplantae, Streptophyta, Magnoliopsida, Aquifoliales, Aquifoliaceae.